Oreochromis niloticus (Nile tilapia) is the source of this 4685-nucleotide messenger RNA. It is a transcript of the gene drosha, whose product is annotated as drosha ribonuclease III. Gene Ontology annotation, molecular function: RNA binding; ribonuclease III activity. The record is from RefSeq and is a predicted model, not a curated record. Lineage: Eukaryota; Metazoa; Chordata; Actinopteri; Cichliformes; Cichlidae. Gene Ontology annotation, cellular component: microprocessor complex; nucleus. Gene Ontology annotation, biological process: rRNA processing; primary miRNA processing; pre-miRNA processing.
AGCCGUAUUGCAUAGUUUCCAAUAACAAAUAUUUUAAAUAUAAUAAUAACAAUAUAAUAUCAACAUUUAGGAUUUCUGGAUUUUUUUGACCAACAGGAAUGACACUCUUUUGUUGUUAGCCCUCCUCGAUUUGAAGCCAUGUCUUUCCAUCAGGAUCGUGGGGGUCCCCGGGGAGGAGUGCCUCCUGGCCAGCAUGGUACCAACCAGAACUACAGACCCACCAACAUAAGGCCGCCCCCUCCCCAGCCUCCAGUUCCUUCCUACCGUUACGAUUCGCAGACUGCCCCCUACAUGCCUCCACACCCUGACUUCAUGCAGUAUCCUCCUCCAGUUCAAUCCCAAACUUCCAAUUCUCUUAACCAGUGCCCAGUGCGCCCACCUUUCUCGAAGCCCCCCACCCGACAAGGCUUCCCUGAACCACCACCUAACUUUCCACCUCCUCCCUUACCCGGCUCCGCAGGUGGUCCCUCUCCAAGGGCACAGGUAUCUGCUCAAAAUGCCUACCACCCUUACAUGAUGCCUCCUGUGCCCCCACCGCCGCUACCACACCCCCAUGCCUCCCCCAUGGCCUCUCAAUCAAUGAACUACCACGCUCCGUACUCCAUGAACUACCCCCAUCCUCCUCACCCUCCAUUCCCUCCUCCUACCUUCAGCUCCAGCUACACCCAAAGCAACACCCAGUUUCAAGCAGACCACAGCAUCAGGCACGGGGGGCAGUACAAGUACGAGAAGCCCAUGGACAGCAGGAGGUCCCCAGAAAGAGGGUAUCGGCACGAUGAUCACAGGCAGAAGUGCUUUGGCUAUGGAGGCCACGGCGACAGGCACAAAAUGGAAUUUCCUGGAGAGAGGAAGGACCGCGGGAGAAGUCCAGACAGGCGCAGCAGGCAAGAGGGUGGGCGGUAUAGGUCUGAAUACGACAGAGGCCGGACUCCCCCCAGACACAGGAGCAGGGAUCGCAGCAGAGAGCGGUAUCGGCACAGAGACAGUCGGAGAUCCCAGUCACCCGACAGGCACAGAAAGAGGCCUCGAAGCCGGUCAACGAGCAGAGACAGGAAACGUGGUCGCUGGGAGGAGGAGAGAGACAGGAGGUCAGAGAGCUCCUCGGGGCUGAGCAGAGAGCGCAGCUUCUCCGCCAUAAGGAGCAGAGACUCUGAUGAAGCCUUCAGCGACAGAGACCGAGAGCGGGAGAGGGAGAGAGAGAGGGAACGGGACAGGGAGCGAGAAAAAGUGAAGGAGAAGGGCGAUGACGAGAAAGAAGAGGAAGACCUGCUGAAACCCGCCUGGAUUCGGUGCACCCACGCCGAGAACUACUAUUCCAAUGACCCCAUGGACCAAGUGGGAGACUCUACAGUGGUGGGAACGAGUAAACUGCGUGAUCUGUAUGAGCGCUUUGAGGAAGAGCUGGGAAACAGACAGGAGCGAGCCAAGGCUGCUCGACCCAAGUGGGAGCCGCCCAAGACCAAACUGGACGAGGACCCAGAUGACAGCAGCAGCGACUCAGACUGUGAGUCAGAAGGCGAAGGAAGCACCUGCUCCAGCAGCUCUGACUCAGAGGUUUUUGAUGUCAUCGCUGAGAUCAAAAGGAAGAAAGCUCACCCCGACCGGCUGCACGAGGAGCUGUGGUACAAUGACCCCGGGGAGAUGAAUGAUGGUCCCCUGUGUAAGUGCAGUGCCAAGGCCAGACGUACAGGGAUCCGCCACAGCAUCUACCCGGGGGAAGAGCCUGUGAAACGGUGCCGUCCAAUGAACAACAACGCUGGCAAACUGUUCCACUACAGGAUCACUGUGUCACCUCCCACCAACUUCCUGACCGACAGGCCGACAGUGAUUGAGUACGAUGACCACGAGUACCUGUUUGAAGGCUUCUCUCUCUUCUCCCACACUCCUCUCACUAACAUUCCAUUGUGCCGUGUGAUCCGCUUCAACAUAGAUUACACCAUUCACUUCAUAGAGGAGAUGGCACCGGAGAACUACUGCGUCCGAGGCCUGGAGCUGUUUGCCUCCUACCUGUUCCGGGAUAUUCUUGAGCUUUAUGACUGGAACCUGACAGAUCCCGAGUCUGAUGGUGAGGUCUCUGGAUGCCCGCGUUUCCAUUUCAUGCCACGUUUUGUCAGAUUUCUGCCCGAUGGCGGGAAGGAGGUCCUGUCAAUGCAUCAGGUGCUGCUCUACCUACUACGCAGCAGCAAGCCCCUGGUCCCCGAGGAGGAGAUUGCAGAUAUGCUGCAGUGGGAGGAGCUGGCGUGGCAGAAGUACGCCGAGGAGUGCAAGGGCAUGAUCGUCACCAACCCGGGCAUGAAACCGAGCUCGGUGCGCAUCGACCAACUGGACAGGGAGCAGUUCAACCCAGACGUCAUCACUUUCCCCAUCAUCGUUCAUUUUGGGAUACGGCCCGCGCAGUUAAGCUACGCUGGAGACCCCCAGUAUCAGAAGCUGUGGAAGAGCUACGUGAAACUACGCCACCUGCUGGCCAACAGCCCCAAGGUCAGGCAGAUCGACAAGCAGAAGAUGACACAGAGAGAGGAAGCUCUUCAGAAGAUCCGUCAGAAGAACACGAUGCGCCGAGAGGUGACAGUGGAGCUCAGCAGUCAGGGCUUCUGGAAGACUGGCAUCCGCUCCGACGUCUGUCAGCACGCCAUGAUGCUCCCCGUUCUCACCCAUCAUAUCCGCUACCACCAGUGUCUCAUGCAUCUGGAUAAGCUCAUCGCCUAUGUCUUCAAGGAGCGCUGCCUCCUUCAGCUGGCCUUAACUCACCCCAGCCAUCACCUCAACUUUGGCAUGAAUCCCGACCACGCCCGCAACUCGCUGUCCAACUGCGGCAUCCGCCAGCCCAAAUAUGGCGACAGGAAGGUCCACCACAUGUACAUGAGGAAAAAAGGAAUCAACACAUUGAUUAACAUCAUGUCUCGUCUGGGACAGGAUGACCCCUCCCCUUCCAGGAUCAAUCACAACGAGAGACUGGAGUUCCUCGGUGAUGCUGUUGUCGAGUUCCUCACCAGUGUUCACCUGUACUACCUUUUUCCCAGUUUAGAGGAGGGUGGCCUGGCCACCUACAGAACGGCCAUCGUACAGAACCAGCAUUUGGCCAUGCUAGCCAAGAAACUGGAGCUGGAUCGCUUCAUGCUCUACGCUCACGGACCGGAUCUGUGCCGGGAGUCGGACUUGCGGCACGCCAUGGCCAACUGCUUUGAGGCUCUGAUGGGGGCUGUGUAUUUGGAAGGAGGCUUGGAAGAGGCACGGCAGCUCUUUGGGAGACUGCUUUUCAACUCUGAGGAUCUGCGGGAGGUCUGGCUCAACUACCCACCACACCCCCUGCAGGUACAGGAGCCGCAGACAGACAGGCAGCUGAUUGAGACGUCGCCGGUCCUCCAAAAACUGACCCAAUUCGAGGAGUCCAUCGGAGUUUUGUUCACACAUGUGCGUCUGCUGGCCAGAGCCUUCACCUUAAGGACCGUGGGCUUUAACCACCUCACCCUGGGCCACAACCAGAGGAUGGAGUUCCUGGGAGACUCUAUCAUGCAGCUGGUAGCCACAGAAUAUCUCUUCAUCCACUUUCCUGACCACCAUGAAGGACAUUUAACACUCCUCCGCAGCUCCCUGGUAAACAACCGCACGCAGGCCAAAGUGGCCGAGGAGCUGGGAAUGCAGGAGUUCGCCAUCACCAACGACAAAACCAAACGUCCAGUCGCGCUGCGGACCAAGACUCUGGCCGACUUGUUGGAGUCUUUCAUCGCAGCUCUCUACAUUGAUAAAGACCUGGAGUACGUGCACACCUUCAUGAACGUCUGCUUUUUCCCUCGACUGAAGGAGUUCAUUCUGAACCAGGACUGGAACGACCCCAAGUCUCAGCUGCAGCAGUGUUGUUUGACCCUGAGAACGGAGGGCAAGGAGCCUGAUAUCCCACUCUACAAGACCUUGCAGACGGUGGGGCCGUCGCACGCGCGCAUUUACACCGUCGCCGUGUAUUUCAAAGGAGAGCGAAUCGGCUGUGGCAAAGGCCCAAGCAUCCAACAGGCAGAAAUGGGAGCUGCGAUGGAUGCGCUCGAAAAAUAUAACUUCCCACAGAUGGCUCAUCAGAAGCGCUUCAUCGAGCGGAAAUACAGGCAGGAGCUGAAGGAGAUGAGACGAGAGCGGGAGCGGCAGGAGAAGGAAACCGAAGACUCGGAAGAGUACAGGAAGUGACAGCACCUUCUUUGGGACAGCCAAUCAGGACCCGGGUCCACAUUAGGGAGUCUUCUCUGCAGAUGUUGCAGCUGUUCAGGCAAGAGUUAGCAAAACGGAGGUGCCACUAGUUGAUCGUGAAGAUGUAGUAAGGAAGAUAGAUGGGUUUUAGGUUGGGAUCAACUGGGCUGAAGUGACCGUUAGCACAAAUAUUUGGAGGGAAACUAGCUUUGUGGCCGGGAUUUUCAAAGUAAAAGUUGGACAAAGGGCAAAGAGAAUUAGAAAUGACGCCUCGUGCGUUCAUGUUUUAUGCUGUUUAUCACUCCGGCUCUGUCAAAGGUGGCUUUAUGUUGUCUUAUGUGUAUGUUAAAUAUAAAGUGGAACCUUUUUAAAAACAAAGCCACAGCAGGACCUCACCGUAUUACUGGCACAUGGCAAAAAAAUUCAUUUUUUAAAUGGAGUAAGAACUGUUAAAUAAACCAUCAGAGGAUCUAUUGUAAAUAAAGUUUCUGAUUCUGGUCCAAAAA